AUGGGAAAUGAGGGUUGGCAAAAAAUUGUUGUGUUAAUAGUUGCAGAUGGUCUUAAUAAAAUCAAUAAAUGUACUCUUAAUGUCCUGAGUCUUAUGGGUUGUUAUCAAGAUGUAAUUAUACAAAAAUGUGUCAGAGGUAAACCUGUUACUGCACAUCUUUUUGAAUAUACUACACAAUUAAUAGUCGAUGAUGAUUUUAAUAUCCAAGAGAAUGACUCACCAGUGCAA
This is a messenger RNA of Racocetra persica, 228 nucleotides long. NCBI's taxonomy places the organism in Eukaryota, Fungi, Glomeromycota, Glomeromycetes, Diversisporales, Gigasporaceae. The record is from the annotation of a GenBank genome assembly.